This is a messenger RNA of Cladocopium goreaui, 4025 nucleotides long. The record is from the annotation of a GenBank genome assembly. Lineage: Eukaryota; Dinophyceae; Suessiales; Symbiodiniaceae.
UGAUCCGCCUCCAACCGUCUGACCUGGUCUCGUGGCUCUCGACCCCUAGACGUCUAGCCUUCGCACGAAUGAUCACGAAUGUUGCAGUUGGCACUUUCGCGACAUCUUCGACACUUCACAGCCUUCACCGUUCUGAUCCUAGGAUGUGCCCAAACUCAGUCGCAAGAGAUCUCGGCCUGCUUCCCAAGUGUCGCCGUUCCAAAGUCAGAUCGCAAAUUCCUGACCGGCCCACGGGGCCCUUAUCCCAUCGGAGUUUGGGUGUGUGACUGGCCGGCGGCCUAUGUGACUUCAGAAGUGGUUCACAUUUUGCUGGAAGAAAUUCUGGGAUUCCACGUGGUGCAGACAGGACCGGGGCCCAACACCGUUGAUGCUUUUUAUGCACUUGCCGGCUGUGCAAAUCCGCUGAACAUUCAGGACCGCGGCUGUUCCGCUACACCGGUGGCUACUACAAACCACAUCAAUGUAGAGGGCUGGACUGAGUCAUAUGCCCGCACAUGGGCACAGAUUGAGCGCGACUAUCCGCAGAAUGCGCCGAGAAACCUGGGCAAUAUGGGCUACUUUGGGAAGACUUCCAUGUUCUUGCCCAAGAGUAUCCAACUGGCUGCCUACAACAAAGAAGGUUUGAUUUUGGAGUUCUACCGUGGCUUCAACGUCUCCUGGACCGAGGCGGACAAGUAUUUUGACCCACCCAGCAGCAUCAACAAAGACUGGUUGAAACCAUGUGUGGAGACCAGGCUGAUGAUUACCAAGGCCAUGGAAGAGUACGUGACUAUCACGGAUGACUGGGAGGGAGUGGAGAUCGUGACCAAUGAGAAUGGCAAGAGCGUAAGCAGGGGCAAAUGUUGGGAUGAUUACUUCUGGUAUGCACCUGCCUGCCGAGACAAGCCUUCCAAGUGUGUGAUUUUCUUCACCGGUGGAAGCGGUUGGAACUUGGAGGAAACCAUGCAGAAGGCCACCGCUUGGAACAUGCCCCUGGCACCGGCGGUGGCAAAGACCUGGGGCAACUUCACGCAGCUCCCACUGCAGAUCGAUAGCACCUUCUACUGGUGGGUCCCAGAUCCCACCUUCCUCUCGUUGGAUGCGGUGGAGAUCACCUUUCCACCCUUCGAUCGCACCGCCUUUCGACGGGGAGAUAUGCGCACCGCACCCACUGCUCUAUCGAUAGACAAGUACGUGAGCCAGGACCUUCAAACUUUGGCCCCGGAAGCGCAUCAGUUGGUUCGGGACAUGGUCAUGGACUUGGAAACAGUGAAUGAUAUGCUUCGAGAUCAGAAAAAAACAGGUGACAGCAGUCGGGCUGUGGCAUGUCGCUGGCUUCAAGGGCACGAGGAUGUGUGGAAACCUUGGCUGCCCGAUCCCACCAAGUGCUUUAGCGGCUUUGGUCUCUAUCAUCCACCCAGCAACAGCUUCGUGAAGGACCGGCGAAAUCCCGUCAGUUUGGCUUGCAGUCCUUGCCCAUCAGGCACAUUCUCCUCCAAAUUGGUUGACGGCGCAGGGAUUACCUUUGUAUGCGAGCCCUGCCCAGCAGGCUCUAUACAAGCUUCAGGCGCGUCGGUUGAGUGCAUACCUUGCAAGGCAGGAGAGUACCAAGAUGAGAACGGCAGCAUUUCGUGCAAACGCUGUGGAAUGGGCGAAUACCAAGAUCAGACAGGUGCAACGGGAUGCAAGCCGUGUCCAACUGCGACGUCCACACAUGGACUUGGAUCAUUAUUUCUGGGAGAUUGUGGAUGCAAGCAAGGCAGCAUCAAUGUGGCGAAUGCAACGGUGGGCGUGGUGACGUGCGUUGCAUGUCCUGAGGGACUACGAUGUCCCUUGGGUUCCAGCCUGGAGUCUUUGAAGAUGGGCGACAAAAAUUUUGGGGAGGCCUUCACGCCCAGGAUUCUGGAGGGAUAUUUCAGCACCGAGGAACAGCCCCUUGAAGUCUUCAAAUGCCAGACUUUGGAGCACUGUCCUGGUGGAGUUCCUGGGAGGUGUCCUGGACGUCGUGAAGGGAUUCCGUGCUCGGAGUGCCCUUCGGGGACGUCAUGGACCGGCAAGGAGUGCCGGCAGUGCUCGGGUGGCCUUGUGGUGGUUCCGAUACUGGCUGGCAGCGUCUUCUUUCUCGGCUUGAUUGCUGCUUACUAUGCAAUACCUCCAUGCAUCACAGCAAAGGCAACACAAGGGGAAACCCUAUCAAUGUGUGCUGGGGUCGCUGCAGGAUUGGUUCAAUGCCUGGCCAUCAUCGGUCUGACGUCAGUUAGGUGGCCUAAGGCCUUCGAAUCCAUUGCUAAAAGUUCUUCUGUGGUCUUGUUGGACAUGGAGAUAUUUUCGAUUGCAUGUAUGGUGGGUGGGACAAAUUGGGGACGCUACAUCAUGAGCCUGGCAGUAUUUCCUCUGGGGCCUCUGUGGCUGCUGGUUUGCUUCACAUCUUCCAGGUGCUUCAAAAACUGCAUGUGUCCUGCACCCUGGACUUGGACUCGAUUGUUGAACACCAUGGGACACUUUCUGCAGGUGGGCUUUAGUGCUAUGAGCGCUUUAUCCUUGCAGCCACUGAUGUGUUAUCAGCAUCCCAACGGCCAACAUAGCUUGUUGAAACAUGCCGGCGUGUUCUGCAACACUGGGGAACACCUGGUGAUGUUGCUGAGCGGCAUCGGAUUACUGACCUUCAUGGUGGUUACCUUCGUCGGCGUUUGUGCGUGGGGGGCAUGGCAUAUCCCGCGUUGGAGCCUCACGCAUUCCGACCGGAUUUGGGCUUUUGCCUUCCUCAUCAGCCGCUUCCGCAUGGACCGCUGGUGGUAUGGCGUGCCGGUCUUGUUGCGGUUCCCCUUGCUGUCCCUUUGCCCCGCUCUCGCCACUGACUUCCCCCCCGCACAAGCCGCGAUGGUUGUGACGGUGCUGAUGGCAGGCCUGCUGCUGCACAUUUGCUUCUUGCCGUGGAAGGUGCCUGUGGUGAACUUGGUGGAUGGCUGCCUGCAGGCCAUGCUGCUGCUUCUGGUGGCCAUCACACCAGACAUAGAAUUUACCCAUGCCAUUGAAGAUUUUCAUCAAGGAAUUGCUUUGGUGAUCUUGUCGUGCAUGCUCUUUCUCUUCACCUCCUUGACAUUCUUGGUGGCUUUGGUAAAACUCUACCAAGUCGUCGAGCGAGCCACUGGCCGGGCUGUCGCAUCGACACAGGAUUUCACCAUCUUGAACUUGCGCCGUCGGCAGAGCAGCGUGGAGAUUGCUGAGCUCAUCAAGAAGGUGUCUGAGAGACUUCUUGACCUUGAAGCUGCCAGUGCAAAGGAAGUGCUGGACCAAAUGCAUCCCGGUGAUGUCUCCCGGAUCAUCGACACCAUCCAACUGCUUCGCACGGAACUCUUGUCCCAGCGCAGCGAUGAUGUCCGGACAACAUCGAAUAGAAGCAGUACUAGCAGGGUCUCAUCCUGCAAGAGAAGGAGUGUUCUCGUGCCAUACAACGCACCGUCACCGAGUGAUGAGGAUCCAAAAAAUACGGCAAAGGGUGAAGGUGUUCCUCGCUCAGCCGGGGUUUUUGCCUGUGCAAUGCGCCUGCUGCGUCGCCCGCAGCGCGUGCAGCCUGCUGGGCUGGGAGGCGGCGCUGAGAUGACGUGGCUCAAUGUGCCGGGCGUGGCAGGUUCGCACGAAUGUGAGUCUCCAAGCUGUGAUGAGACUUUGGAGAAAGCGUUGAAAGUGGAGAAAGAGGAGAAAGAGGAGAAAGCGGAGAAAGAGGAGAAGGAUGAGAAGGAGGAGAACGCCGAGAAAGUAGAGAAAGAGAAGAAAGAGGAGAUCGUUGAUGACCCAACGCGCGGGGAGUCCGUGACCAAUGCGGUGCUCAUGGAUUCACAGCUCGAUGCCCUGACUGCAAAUAACAGUCCAACUCUUCUAGAGUAGGCCACUUGGCGACUGGCCAGCCGGGCCCGCUGUGGAGCCGGCUUUUUCUGCGCAGGUAACUGUUCUCAACAGACCCGUGCAUUGAAAAAUUGAUAAUGUGCUGUCUGGGAUUCUGCAUUAACUUAGCUGAUUGGAGCGUAACCUUAGCCUGGAACCCC